AUGCUAUUUUGCUGUGCAAAAAUAUAUAAAUUGGAUCAUGUAGAUGUGAAUGUUGUUAAGGAUGUUGGCAGUAGCUGUUCAUCUAAGAGUGUUUUAUUUGAUGAAAGCUUUUCUGAAAUCAUUGAUGAGAAUGAUUAUUUAGAUGAUGGAUUUAAAGAUGGACCUACAAAGUCAUAUUUGUCAGAUGAUUGGGGUUCUUACCUUUUACACAAGGGGCAGAAGUUUGAAAGUGUUCAGGAUUUUCGAGAUAAACUUAGGAAGUAUGCGGUUCAAACUGGUUUUUAUUAUGUGCUACCUAGGAAUGAUUCACUCUAUGUCAGAGCUGUUUGUGAAAAUCAUGGAACUGAAAAAUGUGGCUGGGAAGUAAUUGGAUCUGUGGCUCCUAUAAAUAAUUGUUUUUAUAUUAAGGAGUUUAAUAACAUACGUACUUGUAAAGGUGUGCUUAGGAAUCAAACUCAUCGGCAGCUAGGGUCCAAAAUAGUUAGGACAUGCAUUGAGUCCAAUGUGUUCCUUAACCUUGGUUUGAAGCCUGCUGAUAUUAUGAGUAAUUUCAAGUCUACUUAUGGUUUUGAAAUUAGUUAUAAGGUUGCUUCAAGAGCAAAGAAAAGGUGUUUGGAAAAGAUGUAUGGCUCUGAAUCUGAUUCCUUUUCGAUGUUAAGUUGGUAUAAGGAUGCUGUUUUGGAGACUAAUCCAGGGUCUUCCUUUGUCCUUGAAGUUGAGGAGAAUACUAAUAGGUUCCAAAGGGUUUUUAUAGCUUAUGGAGGCCAAGUCGAGGGUUUCAAGUUCAGUCUCCCUGUUUUAUAUGUGGAUGGUACAUUUGGAAAGAGCAUUUACAAGGGUCAGAUUCUUUCUGCCACUGGAAGAAAUGGAGACAAAUGUUUCUUCCCUUUAGCCUUGUGUAUCUGUGACUCAGAGACUGAAGACAACUGGUUUUUUUUCUUCAAGCACCUGAAGGCUUUGCUGGAACCGCAGGGAAGGGUAAUCACCUUUAUAAGUGAUCGUGGUGGUGGGUUGUUGAAGGCUUUUAAUCAAGUGUUUCCUGGUAAUCCUCAUCUCUUUUGUUUCCAUCAUUUGAGAUAUAAUCUUACUCAAAAGUAUAGGAACAAAAGGAAUGCUGUUGUGCUUGCUCAAGUAUUGCAAAAGUUUUUUAAGGUUGCUUAUGCAUCGACCGAGAGGGCUUAUUACCAUCACUUACAAGCUCUGAGAGAUGAGGGCGGUGCUGAAGUAAUUGAUGAGUUUAUAGCUGAGAUCCCCUUGGAGAAUUGGUGUCGUGCUUUCUUUAAGGGUUGCCGGUAUGGGAUCAUGGCAAAUAGUAUUGCUGAGUCUUUUAACAAAUGGAUUGUUGCUGAGCGUUCAAUGCCUCCGCUUGCAAUGAUAGACCAGACUAGGAUGAAAGAAAUGAAGAUGAUGUCUGAAAGGAGGGUUGAGUCCAAAUCUUGGACUACUCAGCUUACACUUGAAAUGGAGAAGAAGCUUGUUGAGUGGAUGCAUAAGGCGUGUAGUUUCAGGGUUAUUGCCUCCCACGAAAGUGUUUAUGAGGUUAGAGAUGAUGAGUACUCAUAUUCUGUGAACCUUUCUACUCGUACUUGCUCUUGUGUGAAGUGGCAGAUCAAUUGCUUCCCAUGCCCUCAUGCCCUUUCUGCUAUACAAACUACAAGAUUGAAUGUUUAUGAUUUUAUUGACUUGUACUUUAGUGCCGAAUAUUUUAGGAUGAGUUAUAGCUUCCCUAUUCAUCCAGUGAGUAAUGUUGAUGCUUGCACUAAGGAGUCCAUACUACCUCCUAUUACAAAGAGGCCGGCUGGGAGACCUAAGGCGAAGAGGAUUAAAUCUUCUGGUGAGAAGAAGCCUAUUCGGUGUGGUCGAUGUCUUAAGUUGGGACAUCAUAACAGGCAGAACUGUACUGAACCUUUAAAUGGGCAGCAGUAG
Molecule: messenger RNA, 1926 nt
Organism: Fragaria vesca subsp. vesca
Lineage: Eukaryota; Viridiplantae; Streptophyta; Magnoliopsida; Rosales; Rosaceae
Exons: 2
Coding region: 1-1926 (641 amino acids)
Molecular function (GO): zinc ion binding
Source: RefSeq, a predicted model, not a curated record